AGAAAAGUGCGGGGAAUGAAAAUUCGUGGGGUGGGGGGUGGGCUGAGCUGCUGCCGAGCCCAUCCCAGCUUGCAGUUGCUAAUCGCACAGGACAGAGCUCACAGCUGUAACAGAGGGGCCGUAGUGGCAAUGGCGGACGAGCCGGCUGCAGAGGAAGCACCACCAACAGAGGCUGUCCCUGAAGAAGUCCUGUCCGCAUCACAGGUCUCCAAGUCACGUGAUCCCAACCGUACAAUCCUGUACAGACACUGGAACCGCCCGACACACCUACAGUAUAACUAUAUAUAUGACUACCGCCACAACUAUUACAAUGACGUCAUUGACUAUCUGGACAGAAAGACAAAGGGUCUCAACAGGGACAUCCCACGGGCUCAGACUUGGGCUGAGCGUGUCCUUCGCACGUACACUAAGGACACCAAAUCAGCAGCUUUCCAAAGCAGACAUAGGGACAUUGAACUUCUGAACUCCAUCCGGGCCAGCAACAGCUUUUAUCGUCUCCACAACAGGGACUAUCUAGUUAAGCGAUAUCCAGCCCUUGGCUAUUGAACACAUCUGAAGCCAAGAUCAACAGAUGUGUUUUCAUGUUAACUGGCUAUUUGGUUCCAGAUGCAUGGGAUGGUAUGUGAAUUAAAUGUUGGUUAGUGAACAUAAUGUUGUAUCCCUUAAAAGACAAAAUAUCUUACACAUUUUUCCUACUUGAUUACUAGGUAUUACAGGAAGUUACCUAACAUAACAUCUAAAAUAAAAGUAAACGUUGUGUUCUGCAAUAGAACAUUAGGUAACAUGUUUGAAACCUCCAGAACUAUGCAAUGAAUAUGUCGUUUCUCACAUCGGUUGUAUUUUAUUUCAAAUUUUCAUUGUCCUAUGAAAUCAUCCUGGUACAUAACAGCACAUAACUGCAAAUAUAGAAAAGUACUGAUUUCCAUUAUGUUGUAAGAUUGUAUACUGUCCUUAAGCCACUUGUCACUGCCAAAAUUCAGUACUUCAUUAGUUAAUAUUUGAAAUGACCCAGUUUCUAUGAAAUGAACCAUAUUAGAAUAUUACUUAAUAACAAUGUGAAAUAAAGGAUGCAUAUAUAUACUUGUUAUUUUAAAUAAUGUUAUAUUUGUAUUCGCUCAUAUUUGCUGUUUGUUUAUUAAUUCGGCAUAUGUUUUUGAACAUGAUGGUUCUGAAUAUCAAAGAUUGUACAGA
Messenger RNA from Cryptotermes secundus, 1191 nucleotides. RefSeq names its product flightin. The coding region runs from base 16 to 546 and encodes 176 amino acids. The transcript has 2 exons. The record is from RefSeq and is a predicted model, not a curated record. Lineage: Eukaryota; Metazoa; Arthropoda; Insecta; Blattodea; Kalotermitidae.